Messenger RNA from Trichoderma citrinoviride, 1545 nucleotides. RefSeq lists its product as hypothetical. The coding region runs from base 1 to 1545 and encodes 514 amino acids. Lineage: Eukaryota; Fungi; Ascomycota; Sordariomycetes; Hypocreales; Hypocreaceae. Gene Ontology annotation, cellular component: RNA polymerase I core factor complex. The transcript has a single exon. Gene Ontology annotation, molecular function: RNA polymerase I core promoter sequence-specific DNA binding; TBP-class protein binding. Gene Ontology annotation, biological process: nucleolar large rRNA transcription by RNA polymerase I. The record is from RefSeq and is a predicted model, not a curated record.
AUGUUUGCACGCCUCAAGUCCGAAAGCGACGUCAAAUCGAAAGAACACAACGACACAGCCGCCAAUGGAAUCGCCAACGGCAAUGCGGUAGCGCAGCCAAGUCGCGAGCCGGAGCGCUAUCAGAGCUCUGCUCCGAUGCUCACGUCCGCCGCAGAACGGAGGGACUUGGCAGACAGCGCGCGAGUGCCUGUGCCUGGGGUCAACGGAAACGCUCGCCAGCCUACCAGUCAUCAGCGGAGAUUCAGCCAGCCGCCCCCCGAGUCGGUGCAGCGAUCCCAUUCGCUGUCCCCCGCCAGUCAACAUCGCCACAUGGACAUCUUCACGGGCUCCCAAUUAGGCGACAGCUUUAUGAAUUCUGGCCUAACCACGCCGCUGUACGAGCCAUCCGAAGCCGACCACGAACCGCUACCCGACAGGAAGAACGCUGCUGUUGCUGCUCCUGCGCCCGCUCCUGCCAUCAUGGGACCUGCCACCACCAGACCAGCGGCCCCUCGCUACAACUUUGACAAGAGGUUUCUCACCAGCGACAAUGCCACCUUUCAAAUUGGGGAGGAUCUCCUUAUGCGGGUGGUCCCGGGGACCAGGAAUCACAACCCUACCUAUAUGAAUGAUGGCUUUAACAGAGCUGUCGUCAAUGGGUACAACAAGCCAGCGGGGCACUACCGAACGAGCUACACUCGGCCAGAACCGAUGCCGGAGAAGCCACCCAACUUGCCCGUGCGCGAGGUAAAGAUACGGCCCAUGUCAAAGCCGAGGCAGAUGGAGUACGAUCUUGGACAGAAGAGGAGCUCGUCCCCUGCCUUUGCGAGCAGAGGGCGGCCAAUGAGAGGUAAAGAGGACGAUGUACGCCCUAUGAGCAGGUUCCGCGAGAUUGAAGAGGUAGAAGAAGAAGAUAGGAGGCAAGGGGGGUUUGACGAGGAGGAGGAUGGGGAUUUCGACGAUGGUACUUCUACCGUGGGCGGCCACCAAGAUGGCCAUGCGACCCCGAGAUUAAGACGGCAUCCCAUGUCACCACAGCGAGCUCUGGAGAGCGCCAUAGCCAACACCAUGCAGCCGUUUCGGCCAUCUGCGCCAAAGGGCAAUAAACGCAGACGGGAGAGCCUCGACUACGACGACAUGGCUCUGAGCAGCAUGAGCUAUACCGAGCUCCAGAAAGAGCCUUUUGACUUUGAUCCAUCCAAGGCGCCAACGCACGUCGGCUCGGGCGGCGCUGCGGGCUCUGCAGACACGCUCAGCGCGAAGCUGGAGCAGUACCAACACCAGAGCGAAAAGGAGCAGCGCGCCCUAUUUCGAAACAUGAACGUGGACGACUGGGAAGAGGCGGGAGACUGGUUUGCCGACCAAUUCCACGAGAUCAUGCACAAGCUGCGCGAGGCCAGGCGGAACAAGCGCCGGAUGAUACAAGAGUUUGAGAACGAGGCGGCCGAUCGGGAGGCGGCAGUACGGCUGCGAACGGAGGCGAUUGAGCGGAAGCUGGCCAAGAUGAAGCAAGACGGCCAACGUGUGGUGACUCCGAAUGAGGCGGCGGCUGGCAGUGGCCGUUGA